AUGGCACUCGUCCAGUACUCCGAUUCAGACUCAGAACAUGAACUCGACGACGAAAGAGUGAAAAUUGAUUUAUCCACCAGGAAGAAACUGCGGGGAAACAGUACGAGUAUGACUCCGGCAGAUUCGAGAUCUUCUCUCCCGCCUCUCCCCACUGGAUUCCACGACCUUUACGCUUCGAGCACCCGGGUGAGUGUCCGAGAUGACCCUAGCUUACACGGUGGCCGGAAACGGGUGAUUCCUCAUGUAGAGGGAAACUGGCCUACGCAUAUUUAUCUUGAAUGGAGUCCACGUCGAGAAGAAAUGGAAGUUUUGAGUGACGUUGUGCAACGAUGUAAAACGAAACUCGCAGAUGAUGACUCACAUAUUCAUAGUCUUCUCCAUAGUGAUCUUGGGGUCCAGCUACCAUUGCAUAUUUCUCUUUCACGACCUGUGGUGCUAGCUACGGAGCAGAAACAUGCAUUCGCAGAAUUAUUCGAAAACUCUAUUCAAGAGUCUCCUAUUAAGCCGUUCACUGUCAUACCUGAAACACUGGACUGGGUAUCAAAUUCAGAAAAGACACGCUGGUUCUUAGUCAUGAGAAUAAGAAAACCCCCCAAUGACGAGCUGAACGCCUUACUUCGAAUAUCGAACCAAACAUUAGCCAAAUUCAACCAGCCAUCUCUGUAUGAAUCUCAAACCAGCAUCACUCGAAGUUCGAAAAAGAGAGGCUCUAAUAAAAAUCUCUCGUUGGCUGGAAAGUAUUCCAAUGAUGAUGUUACGAGUCAAGAUUUAUCGGACCGCUUUCAUAUUUCACUAGCGUGGUGUUUGGAUGAGCCUAGUUUAGAGAUUCAAGAAAAGACUUCAGGUAUUGAUGUCAAACCACUGCAGUCUUUGAAGAUAAUAUUCAAUAGCGUCAAAGCCAAAAUCGGCAAUGUGGUGAAAAGUUUCAAUUUAUAA
This is a messenger RNA of Talaromyces proteolyticus, 936 nucleotides long. RefSeq names its product U6 snRNA phosphodiesterase Usb1. The record is from RefSeq and is a predicted model, not a curated record. Gene Ontology annotation, molecular function: 3'-5'-RNA exonuclease activity. The transcript has 3 exons. Lineage: Eukaryota; Fungi; Ascomycota; Eurotiomycetes; Eurotiales; Trichocomaceae. Gene Ontology annotation, cellular component: nucleus. The coding region runs from base 1 to 936 and encodes 311 amino acids. Gene Ontology annotation, biological process: U6 snRNA 3'-end processing.